Linum tenue is the source of this 579-nucleotide messenger RNA. NCBI's taxonomy places the organism in Eukaryota, Viridiplantae, Streptophyta, Magnoliopsida, Malpighiales, Linaceae. The record is from the annotation of a GenBank genome assembly.
AUGGCAACGCCUCAGUUCCUCUCCUCCUUCAAGUACGGCGACAGCCUGACGGUGGUCGGGAUCUCGCUCUGCACCGCCGUGGUCUGCGAGGCAAUCUCCUGGAUCUUGAUCUACCGAACAAGCUCCUACAAGUCGCUCAAGUCCUCGAUCGACAAAGCUUCGAAGAAGCUGGAGACCAUGAAAACCGACACCAACAAGAUCGUGACGAAGAAAUCCAAGUCCAAGAAGAUCAAUCGCGUGGAGACCUCGCUCAAGGAGUCGAGCCGCGACCUCUCCCUCUUCAAGUUCAAAUCGGGAGCCGUCGUGGCGCUGGUGCUCUUCAUCGUGUUCGGCCUGUUGAACUCGAUGUUCCAAGGGAAAGUCGUCGCGAAGCUGCCGUUCCACCCGAUUGCGCUCGUGAAGAAGAUGAGCCACAGGGGAUUGCAAGGCGACGACCCGACGGAUUGUUCCAUGGCGUUCUUGUACUUCCUGUGCUCGAUCAGCAUCCGUACGAAUCUCCAGAAGUUCCUGGGAUUCUCUCCCCCGCGUGGAGCUGCCGCAGCUGGAUUGUUCCCCAUGCCGGAUCCCAAAACCAAUUGA